Heterobilharzia americana is the source of this 429-nucleotide messenger RNA. The record is from the annotation of a GenBank genome assembly. NCBI's taxonomy places the organism in Eukaryota, Metazoa, Platyhelminthes, Trematoda, Strigeidida, Schistosomatidae.
AUGCCUAUGCGUAUACCACAACCGAUACAGAUUUGGCUCAAUUCAAUACAUCACCAUAGGAAGUUAAAAUCACAGGAUGUUUUAACGCUGCCAGACACAUAUGAUGAUGAUACAAUUGAUAAUAAUCCUUUAUUAAUCGGUGGACUGGAAAAUUUACUACUUGAAAUGAUACCUAAUAUUAGUUGUAAACCAAUAAUUAAGGACGGAGCAAGUCACGUUGCUCAGUGGAUUUGUGAAAACCUAAUUAUGUUAUAUGAUGAUAUCGAUUGCAUGAAUAACACUGACAAAACUAGUCAACUAGACGAUCAGGAUUCUAUGUAUGAUGAUUCAAAGCUGGUGACAAUUGAGUUGUUACCACAAUUGUUUACGUUUAUUUCUGUCUAUUAUUUUUACCUGAACCAGUGGAGUCUCAUUCACGUAAAUCAAUAA